Molecule: messenger RNA, 3913 nt
Organism: Cynara cardunculus var. scolymus (artichoke)
Lineage: Eukaryota; Viridiplantae; Streptophyta; Magnoliopsida; Asterales; Asteraceae
Product: methyltransferase-like protein 1
Exons: 7
Coding region: 289-3804 (1171 amino acids)
Cellular component (GO): RNA N6-methyladenosine methyltransferase complex; nucleus
Molecular function (GO): mRNA binding; methyltransferase activity
Source: RefSeq, a predicted model, not a curated record
UUGCUUACGUCAAAGACGCCUUCAACUACAAAAACCCUAAAUAACCCACCAACGGAUAUUGAAUCAAUUUCUAUUCAUCCUUCAAUAACAUAUACAUACAAAUUCACUUCAACUUUCAUAAGAUUCCUUUUCCCCAAUUCUUAACCCCGAUCUCCUUUCUCCCCAUCUUUCAAUUCGCACAACAUUUCGGUGCAAUCAGCCAACGCGCAUCUUCAAAGGAUGGUGUGCUCAUAGUGGUUCUUCUGUGUAUUAUCUUGUAAUUGAUAGUAUAGAUAGGUGGCAUCUCUGAUGGGUUCACCCGAACGUGUAAAAGGUUCUGUGAAAAAGGACAUAGAAGAUAGUUCAGGUGCAAGGAGUGAUAGGGCCAGAGACGAUGAAACAUGGGAAGUGGAUGAGAGGAGAAAGCGGAGGUCGGGCAAGUCAAGGCAAUCAGGGAGUGGAGAGGAAGCUGAAGGAUUGGAAAAUAAUGGAAGAAAGAGAAGUGGUGAGGAGAAAAGCGAGAGUAGGAAGAGGCCAGGUGGCUCGAGUAAGGCAGUUAGUGAGGAUGAUGAUUAUGAGUCACGAAAGGAGUCACGAGCUAAGCAAUUGAAGAAGAAACAAGAAGAGAGUGCUUUGGAGACAUUGAGCAAUUGGUAUCAGGAUGGAGAGGGAGAGAACAGACAUGAUGGUGGAGAAAGAAGUGAGAGAAGAAAAUCGGCUUCAAAACUGUCUGAUCGUGAGAGUUCCCAAAGCAGAAGUAAGGGUAGAGAUGAAAGAUUGCAUGAUGGAGAGCUUGAAAAGCUUCAGGACAAGGAUUUAAGACACUCUGAGAGAAAGGAAAUAAGCCGAGAAAAGGGUCAUGGGUCUUCUGAUUCGGGACGACAUCCAAGAAAAAGGUGGGAUGAUGCAAAUGUUGUUAGCAAGGUAGAAGAAAAUACCCAUGGGGAAAAAUCUGAUCAAAGGAUUGGAAAGUCUUCAGAUAUGAAGCACGAGGGUUCUAUGGAACGAAGUUUGCCUGGCUAUAGUGAAGCAAAUGAGAGUAGAAGCAGGGGUAUUGAUGUGAGUGGUGAUAAAGGUGUUAAAUACCAUGAAAAGGAUGAGGGAAGAGGUGAAAUUGAGAAGAUUAAGAGUAAGGGAGAUUUAGAAGUUCAUGAAGAAGACAAUGAAGAAAAUCCCUCAAGUCAUGAAGAUAUGGCAGUCAAGGAGAAAAUUGAUGAUCACAAGCAGCAGAGAAGUCUAACUGGACAUGAUGCUGUUGAAAGCCGUGAGAGAUCCUAUAAUGCUGAUGAAGAUGGUAGUACAUGGAUAAGGGAUAGGGGUAGAAGAGACAAUGACCGUUCUACCAGGUCCAGGACCCCUGAGAGAAUUGCAAGGCGUCAUCAUGAGACAGAAUACAGUGAGUUGGAUUCAGAUAAAAGCAGCAGUUACAGAAGGAAAGACCUGGAAAAAGAUGGUUAUAGAGAGGAAAGAUCGAAAGGAAGAGAUGAUUGCUGGGGUGACAAGAACAGGGACCGUGAAGGCUUGAAAGAUAACUGGAAAAGAAGGCAAUCCAACUUUCCUGACAAGGAAAUGAAAGACGGUGAUGCCCCUUAUGACUUCACCCGAGACUGGGAGUCACCAUCACAAAGACGUGGUCGUGAUAGGGCUGACACUGAAAGGCAUAUGGGUCGUGCUGGUGGCAGAAAGGAUGGGAACAGGACUGAUGCUGUGAAAACCUCAUCAAAUUAUGGUAUUUCAAAAGACAAUUAUGAUGUGAUAGAGAUUGAAACCAAACCUUUCAAUUAUGGAAGGGAGGAUUCUAGAUCUUCAUUUGGGAGGAAAAAUGAAGUUAAUGAGCAGUCUGAUAUAAAACCAGGACCAAAUGAUGAGUACGGUUAUCCACGUGACGACAAUAUUGCAAGAAAUGCUGAUGAUCAAUCUGUUGAAGAUUCGAAAGAUAAAUAUGGAGAUGACAGAAACAUGGAUGACAUUGAGGGAGGGAAAGGUAGAGGCCAGCGUGGUAGCUUGCCCAAUCGUGCUGGUGGCUGGCAAGGACCAUCUUCCAGUAGUGAUUCACAGCCGUCUCAUGGAUACCAAGAUCCAGGUUCCUUUAACAGAGGUGUUUCUCAAGGUGUUAAAGGUAACAACAGAAUGGGAAGAGGAGGAAGGGUUCGGCCUACAGGGAGAGAUGGUCAACAAGUCAAUUUGCAAGUGCCAAUGAUGGGUUCACCUUUUGGACCACUCGGAAUGCCACCACCUGGUGGAUUGCAACCACUUACACCUAGCAUGUCUCCUGGUCCAGGUCCUCCGAUGUCUCCUGCUGUCUUUAUCCCACCAUUUUCUCCUCCUGUUGUUUGGCCAGGAGUUCCACCCGGUCUUUCAGGUGUUCCUCCUGGUGGGCCAUCGGGACCUAGAUUUCCUCCAAAUAUAGGGACCCCACCCAAUUCUGCUAUGUAUUUUAACCAACCCGGACCUGCAAGAGGAAUGCCUCCAAACAUCCCUGGUACUGGUUUUAAUGCUCUAGGACCAAUGGGCCGCGGGCAGCAACAAGAUAAGGGACCAGGUGGAUGGGUUCCUCCCAGAAAUAAUGGGCCUCCUGGUAAAGCUCCCUCUAGAGGAGAACAAAAUGAUUAUUCCCAGAAUUUUGUUGACACUGGUAUGCGACCCCAGAACUUUAUCAGGGAACUAGAGCUCACUAGUGUUGUGGAGGACUAUCCAAAGCUUCGGGAGCUUAUACAAAAGAAGGACGAAAUUGUUGCUAACUCUGCUUCUGCUCCUAUGUAUUACAAGUGUGACCUGCGCGAGCAAGUCUUAUCUCCCGAGUUCUUUGGGACCAAGUUCGAUGUUAUUCUUGUGGACCCUCCUUGGGAGGAAUAUGUUCAUCGAGCUCCUGGGGUCACUGACCAUAUGGAGUACUGGACAUUUGAGGAAAUAAUGAAUCUCAAGAUUGAGGCAAUAGCCGACACACCAUCUUUUGUUUUCCUCUGGGUUGGUGAUGGAGUUGGUCUUGAGCAGGGCCGGCAAUGUCUAAAGAAGUGGGGAUUCCGUAGGUGUGAAGAUAUAUGUUGGGUGAAAACAAACAAAACCACUGCAACACCUGGAUUGCGUCAUGAUUCACAUACUUUAUUCCAGCGCUCAAAGGAGCACUGCUUGAUGGGCAUAAAAGGAACGGUACGUCGCAGCACUGAUGGUCACAUAAUCCAUGCCAACAUUGACACAGAUGUAAUCAUCGCCGAGGAGCCUCCAUAUGGUUCUACUGCAAAACCUGAAGAUAUGUACCGGAUAAUUGAGCAUUUCUCGCUCGGUCGCCGUAGACUUGAGCUUUUCGGCGAAGAUCAUAAUAUACGGUCUGGCUGGUUGACUGUUGGUAAAGAUUUAUCCUCGUCAAAUUUCAAUUCCGAGGGGUAUGUUCGAAAUUUUGCGGAUAAGGAUGGGAAGGUGUGGCAAGGAGGAGGAGGAAGAAACCCGCCACCAGAAGCCGGUCAUCUUGUCCUUACGACUGCGGACAUCGAAGCUCUCAGGCCGAAGUCACCAAUGAAGAACCAACUCCAAAUGCAGCAACAGCAGCAACAGUCAAAUUCCAUAUCCCUGACAGCAGGUGGUGGAAGCAACAAGAGGCCAACUGGCAACUCACCAUCGAACCAUAAUGGACCAGGAGGCAUGAACCAAGAAGCAUCGGGCUCUAAUAUCUCCGGUCCUGUUCCGUGGGGUCCUCCGAUGGGUGGGGGUAUGGGUCCGGAUGAGAGGUAUUUCGAAAAUAUGUAUGGGUAUAAUGGUCCUUUUGGACCCAUGGGUGGUGACUACAUGGAUUUUGAAACACAUAGAGCCAUGAACAAUAUGUUGUAGCUUAAAAACAAUUUAUAAAUUGUUUCUUUAUUUCAUAUUUUCAUUUGAAAGAUCUCAAAACAGAAAUGGUGGAUGAACUUCAGAAGGAUCUUUGACUUUGUUAAAGUCA